Guyanagaster necrorhizus is the source of this 621-nucleotide messenger RNA. RefSeq lists its product as uncharacterized. Bases 65 to 502 code for a protein of 145 amino acids. Lineage: Eukaryota; Fungi; Basidiomycota; Agaricomycetes; Agaricales; Physalacriaceae. The transcript is spliced from 5 exons. The record is from RefSeq and is a predicted model, not a curated record.
CAGCGCCUUCUCGGACUACUACAAUGAAACAUACCUGUCAGACUACUCACCCACCCUUAUAUCCAUGAUUGGCGUUUUGCAGGUGUUUCUGCUGUAUAUCUGGUUCUCUGGAGCUGUGUUCGACGCUCUGGCCCCGCGUCUUCUUGUACCUGGAAGCGGAAUCGUUGCCGUGUUCUCUAUAUUCAUGCUCUCGAUUACAAAGCCUCAGAAGAUAUGGGACCAAUAUCUGUGUCAAGGAGUCUUGUUCAAUGUCGGUGCAACGUUUGGAUUUUUCCCUUGGUUAGCCAUCAAUACACAUUGGUUCCGGCGUAAAAAUGCGUACACGACUGGGUGUGUCGCCACAGGAGCCAGCAUCGGCGGGAUUAUAAUCCCAAUCAUGAUGCAUCGGCUCCUCCCAAAGGUUGGCUUUGUGCAUAAUCCCACUAAGGACGCUCUUAAUACAGUCGACCACGCCUUGAAACCCCCGUCUGUUAGGCUCAAGCCGGUGCUACACAGACGGUAGGUAAAGUACAUGUUCGUGAAAAAUGGCAGGACACACACCGAGCAGGCCACUGGGAAGUCAGAGACAAAUGUCCGGCCGUAAGAACCACUGGCAAUCAAAUUAGCCCCAUAUGGGACCCC